Messenger RNA from Arabidopsis arenosa, 1779 nucleotides. Lineage: Eukaryota; Viridiplantae; Streptophyta; Magnoliopsida; Brassicales; Brassicaceae. The record is from the annotation of a GenBank genome assembly.
CCUAGAAAAACUCUGCCGAAUUUUACCCUUCUACACUGAGCCGUUUUCCGGGUCUAAGGUCACCGGGAAAUGGCUUUCCGGCGAGUAUCUACCACUGUAAUUCUCUUCUGCUACUUACUAAUUUCAUCUCAAUCUCUAGAAUUCAAAAAACCCCACAAGAUCGAAGGACCAAUCAAGACUAUAGUCGUUGUAGUCAUGGAGAAUCGCUCUUUCGAUCACAUCCUCGGUUGGCUCAAAUCGACCCGACCCGAAAUCGACGGAUUAACCGGUAAAGAGUCAAAUCCACUCAACGUCUCCGAUCCAAAUUCCGAAAAGAUCUUCGUCUCCGACGACGCCGUCUUCGUAGACAUGGAUCCGGGUCAUUCAUUCCAAGCGAUCCGAGAACAGAUAUUCGGGUCGAACGAUACAUCCGGCGACCCGAAAAUGAACGGAUUCGCUCAACAAUCGGAGAGUAUGGAGCCAGGAAUGGCUAAGAACGUGAUGAGCGGAUUCAAACCCGAAGUCUUACCUGUUUACACCGAGUUAGCGAACGAGUUCGGAGUUUUCGAUCGGUGGUUCGCAUCAGUACCGACUUCGACUCAACCGAAUCGAUUCUACGUUCACUCAGCUACUUCUCAUGGAUGCUCAAGCAACGUGAAGAAAGAUCUCGUUAGAGGGUUUCCUCAAAAGACGAUCUUUGAUUCGUUAGAAGAGAACGGACUCAGUUUUGGGAUUUAUUACCAAAACAUUCCUGCUACGUUCUUCUUCAAGUCUCUUCGUAGGCUUAAACAUUUGGUGAAGUUUCAUAGCUAUGCGCUUAAGUUCAAGCUUGACGCUAAGCUUGGGAAGCUUCCGAAUUACUCUGUUGUGGAACAGAGAUAUUUCGAUAUCGACCUUUUUCCGGCUAAUGAUGAUCAUCCGUCGCAUGACGUGGCAGCUGGUCAACGGUUUGUUAAGGAAGUUUAUGAGACGUUACGAAGCAGUCCACAGUGGAAAGAGAUGGCUUUGCUCAUAACUUAUGAUGAACACGGUGGGUUUUAUGACCAUGUUCCCACGCCGGUUAAAGGUGUGCCUAACCCUGAUGGUAUCAUUGGACCUGACCCGUUUUACUUCGGGUUUGACCGAUUGGGUGUUCGGGUCCCUACCUUUCUGAUCUCUCCCUGGAUUGAGAAGGGCACUGUGAUACAUGAACCUGAUGGUCCAACACCACAUUCACAGUUUGAGCAUUCUUCUAUACCUGCAACGGUGAAGAAACUCUUCAACCUAAAGUCUCACUUCCUGACCAAGAGAGAUGCAUGGGCUGGUACAUUUGAGAAAUACUUCCGUAUCCGAGAUUCUCCUCGCCAAGAUUGUCCAGAGAAACUGCCGGAAGUGAAACUAUCGCUGAGGCCAUGGGGAGCAAAAGAAGACUCAAAGCUCUCAGAAUUCCAGGUGGAGCUGAUCCAACUGGCCUCUCAACUUGUUGGAGAUCAUCUCCUAAACUCAUAUCCAGACAUUGGGAAGAACAUGACAGUAAGUGAAGGCAACAAAUACGCAGAGGACGCUGUUCAGAAGUUUCUGGAAGCAGGGAUGGCUGCACUGGAAGCAGGAGCAGACGAAAACACUAUAGUCACUAUGAGGCCAUCUCUGACAACCCGGACCAGUCCCAGUGAAGGGACCAACAAGUAUGUUGGAAGCUACUGAAAUCAAUAAUUGAAGAAAUGGAUUAUAUGUAAAUAAUAUAUGUGGUCUUCUCAUGUACCCAAAAAAGUAUAUAUACUUAGUAUGUAAUGGAUCAAAGAAUAUACGGUAACGUAAUGU